Molecule: messenger RNA, 5081 nt
Organism: Pseudoliparis swirei
Lineage: Eukaryota; Metazoa; Chordata; Actinopteri; Perciformes; Liparidae
Gene: arel1
Product: apoptosis resistant E3 ubiquitin protein ligase 1
Exons: 22
Coding region: 88-3165 (1025 amino acids)
Biological process (GO): proteasome-mediated ubiquitin-dependent protein catabolic process; negative regulation of apoptotic process; protein polyubiquitination
Molecular function (GO): ubiquitin-protein transferase activity
Source: RefSeq, a predicted model, not a curated record
UGCUAGCAUCGUGCUCCGGUUCGCUGGUGACUGGAGCUGCGGCUGUCGGCUGGGACGAUGCUAUCGGAUGCUAACUGAUGCUAUCGGAUGCUAACUGAUGCUAUCGGACGCUAUCCUUCGCCUCCAGCUUUACUCGGCGAGCCAGUGUCGUGGAUCUUCUUCUGGGAAGUACGCUGGCGGAGAGGAAAAGAGAGUCAGAUUGAGGAAUGGCUCCAAGGACAUAGCCUCUCUCAAUACAGGCAUCUGUUUGAAGAUGUACAGACACUGGAGGAACUGAGUCUGAGUGCACUGAGCCGUCUGGAAGAGGUGGUGACGGAACAGCAGUGCUGGAGGAAAAUUGCAAAGGCCCACAUCCAGCUGCUCCGAGACUUUGCCUUCCAGGAGUGGCUUUGCUCCCAGAGCCUGGGGCACUAUUACCAUACACUGAAGGACUUGCGUUGUCGGAAUCUGGAUGAUCUGGCUCAGUUUGACAGUCAGCUGCAGCUGUCUCUAGCUGGCUGGGGAUACUACUACGAGGACUACAUUAAGUUGUCGACGGGCAUCAGGAUUCUCCAGAACUCCCGGAGGAGUCGUGACCAGGACUACGAGAUCCGGCUGGUGCACAGCCUCGCUUUGAGGCGUCUGAAUGAGAGGUGGACAAUCGCGGGAGCUCUCAUAUUUGGCUGUACUGUGGCGCUGUGCUUCUUGAUAAGGGACCUCAUGUUUUACGUGAUUGGUGGAAUUACUGUUUCCAUCAUAGCGUUUGUCUUCACCAUCAAGUUCCUGUGUGAGCUUGCAGCGAGGGUUGUCAGCUUCCUGCAGAAUGAAGAUCCCGGGCGACGCAGCGACCGCAGCAUCUACGACUAUGUCCGGGGAAACUACCUCGACCCACGCUCCUGCAAGGUGUUUUGGGACUGGAAGGAACCACAGGAAGUGGGGCAGACCAUCAGCUUCGGUGUCCAGCUGUUCUACAAGAACGGCCAGCCUUUUCCGGCCCACCGGCCUGUGGGUCUGAGGGUCAACAUCACCCACAUCGAACUGGCUCUGGACAUCCCUGUGACACAGGAGGUUCUGCAAGAUCCAGAGUCCAAUGUGGUAAAAAUCGCCUUCACUGUGCGCAAGGCCGGACGCUACGAAGUUGCUGUCAAGCUUGGUGGCCUCAAUGUGGCCUACAGCCCGUAUUACAAGAUAUUUCAGCCAGGUCCAGUUGUCCCAUGCAAAACCAAGAUAGCCUACCAUUUCUCCACCCUGGUGCUAACAAAUGGCCAGCAGCACACGUUGCAGGUUGAGCCCAGAGACGAGUACGGGAACCCCACCAGUAACUCCACGUCUCUCACGGAUGAAUCCAACUACAGUGUCCAUUUGCACUCUCUGGGCACGGUGGAUGACGACAGCCUGGAGGACUACUACAGUCAGUCAGUGACGCUCAAUAAGCAGCAGUGCCAGGUUCUGCUGAAACUGACCCUGAGGAAGACGGGCUGCUUCAGGGCCCACAUCUCUUACAAGGGCGAGCCGCUCAGCAACGGGGAAUUUAACAUUAUUAUUCUCAGUGAGAAUGAGAAGACCUGCGUGGAGAAGAAUGUGUCCACUCCAGGCACAAGCAUCUACUUCGAGGCGUACCUUUACAGCAAUGGGAACUACAGUUCCUCAUGGCAGUUGCCACCCUCCUCUUUACUGGCUCCCCAGAGGAGGCCCUCCACGGGAGAAGAGGAGGAAGAGCACGACUCUCCUGUGGAGGGACAACCUGAGAAGGUCAAGAAACCAAAAAAGGUCUACUGUUACAUAUCGCCAAAGCAACUCUCCGUGAAGGAGUUCUACCUGAAAAUUAUCCCAUGGCGCCUUUUCACCUUUCGAGUAUGUCCAGGAACGAAGUUCACCUAUUAUGGCCCUGACCCGGUUCACAAGUACCUAACUCUAGUGGUGGAUGAUGGGAUACAGCCUCCUGUGGAGCUCAGCUGCAAAGACCGGAACAUCAUGGCCGCCACCUUCAUUCGCUUCCUGCACAAGAACAUCGGUGGCUCCGAAACCUUCCAAGACAAAGUGAACUUCUUUCAACGUGAACUCAGGCACAUCCACUCCAAGAGACCUCGCACCAAGACCUGCCUAAAGAUCACGCGGCACUCCAUUCUGGACUCGUCCCUGAAGGCCACGAAGAACUUCUCCGUGUCGGACUGGAGUAAGAACUUUGAGGUGGUCUUUCAGGACGAGGAAGCGCUGGACUGGGGAGGGCCUCGAAGGGAGUGGUUUGAGCUGGUCUGUAAGACCCUCUUCGACACCUCCAACGAACUGUUCACCCGCUUCAGCGACAACAACCAGGGCCUGGUGCACCCCAACGCCGAGCGGCCGGCCCUCCUGCGCCUCAAGAUGUACGAGUUUGCAGGUCGCGUCGUCGGGAAGUGCUUGUACGAGUCGGCUCUCGGCGGCGCCUACAAGCAGCUGGUCCGGGCGCGCUUUACACGGUCCUUCUUGUCCCAGAUCAUCGGCCUCAGGAUGAACUACAAGUACUUUGAGACGGACGACCAGGAGUUCUACAAAACUAAAGUCUGCUUCAUCCUAAACAAUGACGUGAGUGAAAUGGAUUUGGUGUUUGCCGAGGAGAAGUACAGCAAGUCGGGACAGCUGGAGAAGGUGGUGGAGCUAAUAUCGGGGGGAUCUCAAAUUGCUGUGAAUAAUGAAAACAAGAUGCAUUAUCUCAACCUGCUGGCCCAGUACAGACUAGCCAGCCAGGUGAGAGAUGAGGUGGAACACUUCCUGAAAGGCUUGAACGAACUGGUUCCAGAAAACCUGCUCGCCAUAUUUGAUGAGAAUGAGUUGGAGCUGCUGAUGUGUGGCACCGGUGACAUAAACGUGCAGGACUUCAAGACCCACGCUGUGAUCGUUGGAGGAUCGUGGCACUUCAGAGAGAAAGUGAUGAAGUGGUUCUGGGCCGUGGUGUCCUGCUUCACCCAGGAGGAGUUGGCGCGUCUGCUCCAGUUCACCACCGGCUCCUCUCAGCUGCCCCCGGGGGGAUUCAACACCCUUUGCCCCUCCUUCCAGAUCAUCGCCGCCCCCACACACAGCACCUUGCCCACUGCACACACGUGUUUUAACCAGCUGUGCCUCCCGACGUACGACUCCUACAAGGAACUGCACAAGUUGUUGAAGCUGGCCAUCAGCGAGGGCAGCGAGGGCUUCGGCAUGCUCUGACUCGCCCAUCGCCGGCGCCGCUGGACCGGUUUCCUGCGUUCAGCAGUGGGCUUCCUGGCAGAAUCCCCCAGACUCCCUAUGGAUGCUCUCUCAGGAGGAGAGUCACAGAAGACUGUCCUGAAACUGGAACUCAACAUAUGAACUCUAAUGCAUCUGUUUGUAUAUAAAAUAUCUCUCUUUAAAAAAAAAAAAAAAGAAGGAAACCAGCAGCUGCUGUAAAAAGGUGAGGUUUGGGCUCGUUGUAUUUCUUAAUCCUAAAGUUUGCUUAGUUUUAUAUGUUUGAAAGACACGCUGUGCGAGGAAAGGCCUCGAGUAUUACGUCACAACUGCUUCUUUUGCAUUUUGCAAACUGAGGAACACUUAACAGCGGCCGGCCUCCAUGUGGCGUCCAGCACUUCGGCCUUAAUCGAUCAGGGACGGAUGUGUGUUUGUAGAUAUAUAAUAUCACUCUUUUAUUCCAAUACUUGUACAUACUCGUGUGUAUACAUCGGUUUUCAUCUUAUCUUUCCGGUUUGACGUUAAGGGAGAAGGGAUUUCUUUAUUGUUGCACAUUUCGAUGGAUACAUUACUUUUGCUUUCUUUCUUUUUUUAAAUUAUUCUCAAAGAAGGAAUGGGUUUAAAAAAGAAGCCAAGUCAUUUCUAUUGUUUAUACAUGUUUUUAACUUAUUGCAUCUUAAGCAAUAUUUGUGUUGACCCCGUUUGUCCGGAGCUGUAGAUGUUGUUUUAUAACCGGCCUUAUCCACGCCCCUUGCAUCUGACUGUCCAGAGAGGUGCGUAGCGAGGAGAAGCAGAGUUGGCGAUGGUAAGUCAAAGGUUUAUCACAGCAUUUCUCCUGUUUGUGUCCAUCUAUAACACGCAUGUUGUUAUGUACGCCGUCUGCUUCUCAUGUUUUGAUUCACAAGCUGUUCUGGGAGUCACCACCAAACGGCCACGCCCACGCAUCCACUUCAUAGCUCCUCCUUCCUUUAGUCGUAUCCCGCGUCUUCAGGGACUCGGAGCAUUAUGUCAGUUCAGAUUAUGUCCCCGUUUGUUUUUCUUUGUUAUUAUAAAACUAUUUAUUUUUAAUGUUAGUGUUGUCGAUAUCCUGAGCCAACAGAGUUGUUUUUCUCCUCUUUUUUUUUUGCCGAUUGUGCAGCGAUUCCUUUGCUUUUCCAGAGUUGACAUGUUCAGUAGCCACUUGGUACCCGUCACACGGUUUGUAGAGCGUUCAGGUCAAAUCAUUGUUUAGAUUCAGAAGCGUAAAGUUAAUGUCCGAUUCGUCCCGAUAGUGUUAUGAACAUGAACAUUUGAACACGUUCACAUUCCCCACAGAGCACUCCGGGUCAGCUCGCCCGGGCCACCGGGACAUCUCACUUCACGGCGGCUGACCGGCGUGGCAGCAGGUCGGCGUCUCUUUGUGUUUGCUCACCGGUCGACUCGUCACCGAGCUGGCCCUUCACAGCGCUGAGAGGUUUAGAAGAGGAUCUAUGGAGUCGUGUUUAUUUGGGUUGUGCAAUGUUGACCGAAUCUACUGAGAGCGGUGGGAAAAGUGCUUAAUAAAAUGUUCCAUGACGGGUGUGUUGUCUGCACCAGAACCAAUGGCUGAUAUCACAUUCACGCCAAGUAAACGUAGUGUAAGUGUUACACACAUUCGCUGUUCCAUCAGAUAUGUCCAUGAUAAACAAAUAUGAAGGUUUGUCCCGUAGUUUUAUGUUCUCAUUAAAUGUUUUGAGUUCCAUCAGCACUCCUCUGUUUUAUGUUUGUGGUUUUUCUGGGUUAGAGGCCAGAGUGUGACUAGAUAUUUCCCUCUGACCUUUAAAGCUGGGAUACUUUUUUCUUUCCUUUUUUUUAAAGGACAAGCCUCUGGCGAAUGUUUGAGAUUCUCUGCACUGCAGGUCCUUUUUUUGUUUAUGGAAAUAAAAAAAUAAUGAAAUACA